AUUUGCCGUCAGGGGGCGAGCCUCCGCCCCAUCAUUUUUUUUUUUCUCUCCGUGUUUGUCGCUCACGUUAGCUCACGUUGAAGCUUGCGGACGAGUGCGAAUUUGAUGUCGGCUAAGGUGGAGUGCCUACUUUCACGCUGUCUAGGAGGUGCAUGCAUUUAAUUUCACAGCAGCUACGGAUGACGUAGCCCAGGGGAUGUCUGCCAAGGCUGGAGGGCCGCCCAGUUUUGCAAGGGCGGUGAUGGACACCGCCGAGACGGAUAGCCACAAGGAGAGGGUCGAAAGGUACAAGAAGCAGCGCCGUGAGGAGCUGGCAAGAAAGUACAGCGCUAGGGCCACCGCGGAAGCUAAUGGCACCCAGGCAGCCAGGGCUCCCAAGUCUAAAGCGGUGCCGGCGAGAACUGCCGAAGCCGAGAAGCACGCCAGCGAAACGUCUCGAGGUUGCGAAGAGCCCGCCCCCUCCGAGAGGUCUGCAACUGGCGAGAAGCCGUGCGACAGGCGGGGACUACCUCCCAGUGUUCGGAUGACAAAGGCUUACCACCUGCGCCUGCUCUCCAAUGCCGCCACCAAUGCUCACAAUGCCUUAGAUCCAACUCAGCACAACGCCAAGCCUGAAGCGCCUCAUCGAGGGGAGCGCCACGGCCUCUUGCGGCCUUUGGACCUCAACGAAAAUGUGCCUCUUAAGCUCCGAAGUAACACUGCCAGUGGCCGCUCGGAGAACAACCCCAGUGGAUCGUCAAGAGCCGCUGCAGAGAAGCCACCCAGGCGGAAGGCAGCCGCUGCUGCAAACCGACCAUCCGACGCAAGUCUUUUCUCCAGCUCAGUUUCAGACAAACCCCGGCAGUUGGAACCUUUGAAUUCUCUCUCCGUGUCUUCCCUGGUGCCGACCGAAUCCCAGUCUGCCGUUGCCACCGAAUCCAGUCACAAUCUUCAGCCCUGUGAAGCGGGAGAGCUCAAAAUCUUGCGACCUACCGAGAGUUCAAGUUUCGCCGAAGCCGCGUCACAUCAUCGGGUCUUGGAUGCCGAAGCCAACGUCGACGUCCACCCCCAGCACCAGCCAAGAGUGUUUAGCGUCACCUACCAUACCACCUCCACAUCCUUUCUCGAACCGUCCAAUAGGCUAGCGUUGUCGCCCGAGGGAUCGUUGGGCGCUGAACACCCGAAGCCAAUUGCGUCGCCCCGCGACGAGGCCUCCGAAGACGCCCGAGACGACGAAAGGGCGGAGGAGCCGAGGUCGUGCCGCCGCGCCUCGCUCUCCGACGCGGUGCACGGCAUCCUCAAGGCGAACUCGCGCGACGAGGACGCGUCGGUGGGCGGCGACCGCCGGCCACGCCACUCCAUCCUCAAAAACAAGUCGAGCAGCUCGGAGGAGCGGGACCACUCCCCGGAGCUCCACUCAAUCCUCAAGAGCAAGCCGGAGGACAUAGCCAAGCCACCGCCGGUCGGUGGGCCCAAGCCAAUCCUCAAGCGCCACGACGACGCAGGCGGCGCGCCGAGCGAGCCGAAGCCAAUCCUCAAGCGCAAGUCGGUGGAUGAGGACGGCGAGGAGCGGCCCAAGCCGAUCUUGAAGCCGCAGCCGCAGGGCCGGCGUUGGAGCCACGAGCAAGCGCACGAGGGCGCCGUCGUGGUGCGGAGGCGUUCCCACUCCAUAGAGCUUGAGUCGCGGCCGGUGCUCGCCGUCGUUCGAGUGCCCGCGUGCGACGCGGGCAACGACAUUGGCGAGGGCGGAGGUCCGUCGUCGCCGGUCGCUUUCUUGCGCAGGGGUAGGUCGGCGUCGGAGCCCAGGGUCAUCACCGGCUGGAGUCCGGACUACGCGGCGAGGUGGGCUCCUGUGAGCGUGACUCUUGGCGGCGAGGACUUCGUCGCGGCCGGUGCGUCGGAAGAGUGCGGCGCCGGAGAUUCGGCCGUCGAGCCCAAACUUCAGGGAGCUGUGGGCUCUUCUGUGGACAGUGCGGCCCAGCUCAAGAAAUACCACAGGAGGAAUGCCUCCUGCUACAAGACUCAGCCAGUGACUGCCAGCGAGAUCAAGGCGUCUGACAGCCUCGAGUCGGUGCGGUCAUUCCGUACCCUAGUCUCAAAGGAGGCUUCCCUGAGCGUCUUCAGCAAGGAGGAGUCAGAUUCGAAGCCAGAGCCGGAGGCAGAACCAAAGCCGGACCCACUGCCGAUUGUCAAGCGACUGGAGUUUCCGCAGACGAACAGUCCAGACAGGCGUCCGACCCGCGAGGACCGUCUCAGGCGGAGGACACUGCCAAUCACGGCUGAAGAAAUUAUGGAUGCCACGCAACGGAACGGGAGCAAGCCUGCGGCUGCGGCGGGGGACGAAGGCGGGGACGACCCCAGCGAGCUGAGCGUGGCCGCGAAGGUGUCCCUGUUCAAGAGGACCGUGGACCCGUCCCUGAACGUGCCCGGCAAACGUCCCCCGAAGCCGACCUCGGCCGAGCGCCGGUCCCUGCCCCGCUUCCGGACGCAGCCAGUGACGACGGGGGAGCUGCGGAAGGCGGCCGGGGGCGCGGAGGACGAGGAGGAAGACUCCAAGGAGGACGCCCUGUCCAAGAUGAGCCUGGCCGACAAGCUCAAGAUGUUCAACCAGACGGUAAGCCUGGAUGUGCUGCGUCAGCGGCCUCCGGUGCGCUCCAGCAGCAUGCGACGUGCGGUGCCGGGCAAGCAGGAGGCAGAGUCCACCAGCUCACAGGCGACCCUGGGGCUGCCCCUGACCAGGGCGAGGUCGCACUCGUCGCCACCGGAAGACUGUUGCCCCGCUCCCCCGGCUACGGCGGCUGCUGCCCCCAAGAGCAUCCUCAAGCCUCAGGCAGGACAGCAGCCAGUCGUCAAGGGCAUCCUCAAGCAAGAUGGCCCGGAGACCAAGGAGGACAUCCGCGGAAUACUCAAGCCGGAGCAGAAUCCAGAGCCAACUCAAGCAGCGGCGGUGAAACCCAUUCUCAAGCCGGAGCACAAGCCUACCAAAGAGGAAGACGAAGAGGACGAAACUUCGAGCAGCGAGGGCUCGUCGUCCGAGGAGGCGAAGGCGGCGGAGGAGGACUCGUCGACCAGCUCGAGCGGAGAGGAGGAGAGCGAGGAGGAAGGGGAGGAGGACGACACGAAGCGGAUUCUGCUCGGCGGCCAGCGCCACCUGGUGAUCUCCGAGGGUUCUUCCCCCGUGGCCAGCCGCAAGCUCAUCUCCAACCCGGCCAUCCAGAGGAGGAUAAAUGCGUCGCUGCGCAGGAAGGAGGAGGAGGAACGGAGGAGCACGCAUGAGGUCUUGGCCUCGGAGUCCCGCCUGCGGUCCUACUCGGCCCCUUCUGAGGAUGGCCUUGACGAGAUGGGUCAGCGCAGGCUCUACCUCCGGGACACCAACCGCACCCAGCCAAUCACGCAAGGCGAGCGGUCCAGCUGCGGUGGUGGCAUCGCUCAGAGGCUGGCGGCGCUACGAAAGAGCGGUGAGGACUGGCAGAAGCGCGUUGACAAAGAAGACGUGUCCAAGCCGCAGGUGGCAGUCAUUCCCGUCUCGGAGCUCCGCAAGGAUGUGAUCAUUGAGGUGCAGAAGUCUGCCUCGAUCGGCGACCGCAAGAGCUGGCUGGAGACGUCGUCCGAGUCCUGGCGCCAGCGGGUGCCGGAGUCCGACGCGUCCCAGUUCACGGUGGCCGGAAAGAUGGGCUGCUCGGAGCCGGUUGCCACCCUGGUCGACCGCAAGAGGCGCACCCCGAAGCAGGAGACCUUCUCCGCAGCCACGAAGGCGGAACUCCGGAAACGGAUUCAGGAGCAGGGCACGGCCGUGCUGCCAUCCAUCUUCAGGAGCAAGUCGAUGCCAAAUGCCGCCGAAGAAUUGUCUCGCCUGAAAAUGGAAGAGGCUCGGCCGAUAGCCCUGAUUCCCAGGGAGGACAACGAGACGUUUACAUCCUUCUUCGAGAGUGUCCUACCGCCCUCCAGGGACAAGGUGGACAUCAGCGAGGCAUCCUUCGACGACGUCGUCUGCGACAACGUCAAGCUGGGCCAGAGGAGACAGGUGAGCGUCCGACGGAAAAAGCAGACCAGGGGCAACCCACUGAAGGCUCUGGCGUCUCGGACGGACCUUCACGCGGAGUACGUCGAGGUCCGAACCAACAUUGCGGAGGAAGAGCUCAAAAGGAUCAACAUUGAGAAACUGGCUCAAAACUCUGACCUGGCCCUCUCUGCCCUGGCUGGCUUGGCAAGCACGGAGGACUUCCGCAGAGUCCAGCUCAAGAAAUCGGAGGACACUGGAUCUCUGCUGCCCAACCGAGAGCUCAUCCUCAUUCAGGUGAAGGGCCGCCGGCAUGUGCAGACCCGACUCGUGGAGCCCUCGGUGUCUUCCCUGAACCAUGGCGACGUCUUUGUCCUCGUGACGCCGUCGGAUGUCUUCUGCUGGAUCGGGAAGCACAGCAACAUCAUUGAGAGGACAAAGGCCACGGACGUGGCCCAGAGCAUCCAGAGCAAAAAGGACCUGCUCUUCAAAGGCUCCUCAGAGGUCAAGUUCAUCGAUGAAGACAAAGGGGACAACUCUGCUGACAGCCAGGCCUUCUUCAAACUUCUAGGCGGAAGCCCAGACGAAUGCAGCCCUGCAGGUGACCCUGGAGAAGACCUGAGGUUUGAAGCAGCCAUUGUGGACACAAAUAUGGUGUACACUGUGGAAGGGGAAGCCCUGGUGCCCUGCGACAAGUACUGGGGCAUGCAGCCACGAGUGGACAUGCUGCAGCCCGACAAGGCGUACGUGUUUAACUUCGGGAGUGAAGUGUACGUGUGGCUGGGCAAGCAGGUGCCCAGCCAGCUGCGCAGUCUGGCCGUUCGGCUGGCCGAGGAGCAAUGCAAGGCGGGCUUUGACUACUCAGAGUGCGACAUCAACCCCCUCUUCCCCAGAAUGGGUCCCAAGACGGAGGAGGCGGGGAUGUCGAGUGACGUGCGCCCGAACUGGGCGCUCUUUGCCAAGGUGAACCAGCACAUGGAGCCCGUGCUCUUCAGGGAGAAGUUCCUCGACUGGCCGGACGAUGCCAAGCUUAUCCGGGUCAAGACGCAGGAGCAGGAAGACAGGAAGACGGACUCCUGGGACUCAUGCCUGCGUCCCUGCGACGCCAAGGAGCUCCUCGCCCGGGACCCCGUGGAGCCAGACCUGGAGUUGUCCGGCUCGCACCUGGGACGGGGCCUGGAGUACUACGACAGUCUGGAGCGCCGCCAGUACACCAUCUCCACGCUGGGCCUCAGGGUGUGGCACAUCACCGAAUACGAGCACAGGGCACUGCCGGAGUCCAGCUACGGCCAGUUCCACAGCGGCGACACCUACGUGGUGCGGUGGCUCUACACCGUCACCCAGACAGGUCGGGACCUGUCCGGCCAACGAUCCCGUCAUGCGGGCACGGGCCGCGAGCGCUGCGCCUACUUCUUCUGGCAGGGGCGAGACUCCACGGUUACCGAGCAGGGGGCCUGCGCACUGCUGACCAUCGAGCUCGACGAGGAGCGCGGACCCCACGUGCGUGUCCUGCAGGGUAGGGAACCGCCCUGCUUCUUGAACCUCUUCAAGGGCAGGAUGGUCGUCUACAAGGGCAAGCGCGAAGAGGAAUCCAAGACCUCUGGGGCCUGGCGGAUGUUCGUGGUGCGUGGAGAAGCCCCCUCGGAGGCAGCCCUGGUGGAGACCCGCCUCGGCGUCGAGAACCUGCGCACCCGGGGGUCCUUCCUGGUCCUGGGCACGGGCUGCGGCAAGCUGUACCUCUGGCACGGGGCACAGUGCUGCCGCCACGCACGCCGGGUGGCCACCCACGCCGCCAAGGCCAUCGUCCAGCGGACCCCUGCCGAGAUGGGACUGAGCGCCGGCACGGAGCUCCAGCUCGUGGAAGUGAAUGAGGGCUCGGAGGUUUGCGAGUUCUGGGACGGGCUGGGCGGGGACAAGAAGAAGAAGCAGCACCUCUUUGUCUCCCUUCUCGACUCUCCCCUGGACUUCCGGUUCACGCCGAGGCUGUUCCACGCCACCCUGGUGUCUGGGACGUUCGAGGCCUGCGAGGUGUCCUGCCCGUUCCAGAGGGUGGAUGUCCCGUGCGCCUACCCGUUCCUCCAGUCGGACCUGUACAACGCGCCCCAGCCAGCGGUCUUCUUUCUGGACAACCGGCACGAGGUGUACGUCUGGCAGGGCUGGUGGCCCCAGAAGGAGUCCGACGCGGGGUCGUGCACCCCAAACAGUUCGGAGAAGGUGCGCUGGAACACGACCAGACGGCUGGCCAUGGAGACUGCCCUGCACUACUCUCAGGAGUUGAGCUCGAGCGACCCUCCGAAGGUGUACCUGGUCUUUGCCGGUCUGGAGCCGGUCCAGUUCACCAGCCUCUUUCCCGAGUGGGAGGACCGGGACGACAUUGCGUGCAUCAACAUGAAGGAGGGCCGCACGCACGGUGACUGCCUGUCCGUGCAAGAGACCCUGUCCCAGCUGACGCAGACCCACUACCCACUGGAGGAGCUCAAGGCGGACCCCCUGCCCGAAGGGGUCGACCCCCAGCGGCUGGAGUCCUACCUCGCGGACGAGGAGUUUGAGGCUGUGUUCAAGUGCAGCAAAGCCAAGUUCUACGAGCUGCCAAGCUGGACCCAGAACAAACGCAAGAAACAGGCUGGCCUCUUCUGACCGGUCAACACUCUCGCACCUCCCCCACGCCUUACCUGUUGCCGCAAAACCCUCUGGACGCUUCCUCUACUGUUUUCUUUUUAUCUCCUUAACGCAAGACAUUGUUUCAGUACUGGUGGCUUCCAUUGCUUCGCACGCAUUGUUCCCCAUCAACAGAGUCUUGAGAGCAACGCUCGAGGCUGCAUCUCCUUUUUUUUUUCUUGCCUAACCGAUCUGUUUCCACUUUUUUUUUUAACCGACGGGGAGCUGAAAGGCAACGUGAUCGGUGCAACGUGACGGAUUAUUUUUGUAACCGAGUGAAAGUGUAGUAGUACUUUGAAAUGGAAGGACAACCUGGCCCGACGGGUGAAAAAAUUCGGGAACGGAACGGCCAUGCCUCGAAAACAAGGAAGCAGUGACAGGAAUCAAAUUAGCAAAAUUUUGUUUAUUGACUGUGUAUGUUCAACCCUACGCGACUCGUGGCAUGUGCUUCCCUUAUUUACUUCAGUUCAACAGAAGGUAGGCAAUUGAUUUGGACACUGCAUUGGUUUGUUUCCUGUCACUGGUUCUUUGUGUGCUAGGUAUUUUGAGUUUUCGAAUCUUUGCUACCCCCCCACAUGGUUGAGGUGUCGUACGCUUCUGGAGACCUUGUAAAAUGAAGAGAAUGCGUUUUGAUAUUAUUGUAUUAUAUAGAUACAUAUUUUACGAAAGAGUCAACGGGGUACAAAAGCAAUAUCUGAAGCUUGUCACUCAACAUUUUCAUGCUAUGUUCCAGCCAGCCUGUAAAUAAUAUUUUUUCAAAGAUGAAAUUUUUUUAGGAGGCGGUUUGUAUGUGCACGUUUCUGUACAUGUCCAGUUUGUUCUGUUCCCCUAUUGGAAACAACUGCUUUUGUAGCUGAAACAAGCAUCUAUUUAAUUUGUCACUUCAAUGACUUUCUUGGCUAUGGCACUUGGUUGUGCUUGGUUAGCUGUGCUUUUGUACAUAGCCUGUAAAUUUUGUUUUCCCAACGGAGCACAUAAUGAGUGCAGUGUUCGAGGAAGACUUGUCUUUUUUUUUGUAGGGUCCUGAUUUACUCUUUGAUGCCGUUUUUACUUCUCUAGGCUUUGAAUCCUUGGGCGUGCGACUAAAAUCCUAACGUCGUCGAUAACUUCGGAGCAGGGUGUUGUACGUAGUUGUUAUUGUUCCGUAAAUGCACCGAAAUUGGUCGGAGAGCGUAUAGCUUAGGAUCGAAACCAUUGUGGUCUCGUGUGGAAUCAUUCUUUUCUGUUGUUGGUUUUUACUUUAGUCAUUGAGGCACAGUAUUCAUUUGGUUGUGUUAAGAUGGGAAUCUUUGGCCGCCGGUGAUGAAAAACCCAGUGAUAACCUUUUUUUUUUUUGUUGGUGAAUCUGAUCUGCUCAAGGUUGUCGGCUUCGUAAGCCUCUUUUUUUAUCCCCAGUCCCAUUUUUGUGGCUGACAAAGCUUACCCCCGCUUUUGCAUUUGCGUUUUUUCGAUAGCUCAAGACUGCCAAUUGGGCUUUGUGUGCUCUGCCAAAUUAGCUUAUCUUAAACUCUCAUAUGAGCAAUGCUGCUGUCAUACUUAAGCACGCAGAGUCUUUGGUCAGUCUCGGAGGUCGUGCUGUCUUCAAAGAUAGCUUUUCCUCAUUCGUUAACAAGUCGUCAUAAAAAUCUAAAGGCGCUGCCUUGAAUGUUUUACACAAUGUUUUUUGAGGCUCUUAUUGUGCAAUUUUUUUCAGCCACGAAUAAUUUGUUAGGAUUUAUUAGAAUCUAAUUGAGGUUGUGUUCCCUGCUGCAUUUUUAACGGUGGCAAUCUUUUAUGCAUAUGGGACAUCGGGAGUCGGUAUAAAAGCUGGUUCGGGAAGUCUUAACUGCACUGUAUUUUUCGCGAGUGUAAAUGUGUGUCAGAGUGUGUUUUAGAGUGUUUUUAAGUGUGACAACUAAUGUGACUGGAAAUGAUUUUUUGUAAAUAAACUGGUCACGUGGGAAUUGCA
Molecule: messenger RNA, 8585 nt
Organism: Ixodes scapularis (black-legged tick)
Lineage: Eukaryota; Metazoa; Arthropoda; Arachnida; Ixodida; Ixodidae
Product: supervillin
Exons: 37
Coding region: 197-6616 (2139 amino acids)
Biological process (GO): barbed-end actin filament capping; cytoskeleton organization; actin filament severing
Cellular component (GO): cytoplasm; actin cytoskeleton
Molecular function (GO): actin filament binding; phosphatidylinositol-4,5-bisphosphate binding
Source: RefSeq, a predicted model, not a curated record